Messenger RNA from Coregonus clupeaformis (lake whitefish), 6430 nucleotides. It is a transcript of the gene agbl5, whose product is annotated as AGBL carboxypeptidase 5. Lineage: Eukaryota; Metazoa; Chordata; Actinopteri; Salmoniformes; Salmonidae. Gene Ontology annotation, molecular function: zinc ion binding; metallocarboxypeptidase activity. The record is from RefSeq and is a predicted model, not a curated record. Gene Ontology annotation, biological process: proteolysis; protein deglutamylation.
UACUAAGUGUGUUUGUUUGGGUUUAAAGAGCUGUUUGGUGAUCGGGAAAGACACCAACGACAAAAAUGAGCAUCGUUCACAAAUAAGGUGGGUGUGAGUGCCAGCCGGCCCCGAGGUCAUGGAGGUCCGUGUGGGCAGCGUGGUGUUUUGCUCCAUGUUUGACUCUGGAAACCUGGCCCGCGUGGAGAAGGUCGACUCCACAACCCUUAGCAACGCCCCCGACUACGAGUUUAAUGUCUGGACGCGCCCUGACUGUGCCGGGACAGAACACGAGAAUGGAAACAGGUCGUGGUUCUACUUCAGUGUGCGUGGUGCUGUGCCGGGGCGGCUGCUGAAGGUCAAUGUAAUGAAUAUGAACAAGCAGAGUAAACUGUACAACCAGGGAAUGGCUCCUCUAGUCAGGACUGUACCUGGUAGGACACGCUGGGAGAGAGUACGGGACAGACCCACAUACGAGAUGGUGGAUAAUCAGUUCAUCCUGUCCUUUACCCAUCGUCUGUUGGAAGUGAAAGGAGCGACCACGUUCUUCUCCUUCUGUUUCCCCUUCUCCUACAGCGAGGGUCAAGACCUGCUGUCACAACUGGACCAGAGAUACCCGGACACAUCAACGCUCACACCCAGUUCUGGUGACAGUGUGUACUACCACAGAGAGGUGUUGUGUAAUUCUCUGGAUGGUAACAGAGUGGAUCUGCUGACUGUCACCAGCUGUCUUGGAAUGCAGGAAGAGAGAGAACACCGCCUGGACAAACUGUUUCCUGAUACAGAGACUCCACGACCUCAUCGCUUCACUGGAAAACAGGUGUUUUUCCUCAGUAGUCGUGUACAUCCGGGGGAGACGCCGUCGUCGUUUGUGUUUAAGGGUUUUCUAAACUUCAUCCUACGCCAUGACGACCCCAGAGCUCACACACUCCGCAACAUGUUCGUCUUCAAACUCAUUCCCAUGCUCAACCCUGACGGGGUGAUCCGGGGACACUACAGGACUGACUCUAGAGGGGUGAAUCUGAACAGACAGUAUCUGAGCCCUAGUCCUGAUCUCCACCCCUCCAUCUACGCUGCUAAAACACUGCUGCUCUACCACCACACACACAACCGCACCACACACACACACUCCAACACGCACAGCAACACACACCACAACACACACUCUAACACACACACCUACAUCCCACCUCAAGCCCCUCCCCUCAGCACCAAACCCAACUAUCAGAGCCCUGCCCCACCCCUCACCCCUCUGGAACUCAGCCUCAACCAACGGAACGCUGAUAAAGACUCUAACCCCGCCCCCUCAGAGAUCGCCAUGGUUAUGGAGGAGAACACCUGGGUAACCACGGAGACCGGGAAGAGGGAGGGGCAGGGGGAUGGAAGGCGCUGUGAAGAUGAGAAUAUUCGCAGAGCGUCUCAGAGUCCACACCCGACAUCAGUACCUCUGGAGCUGGUAGUCACAGCCGGGGAACCAAUCCCUGCGCAGGAGGGGGGAGUGGCCUAUUACGUGGACCUGCAUGGCCACGCUUCCAAACGCGGCUGCUUCAUGUACGGCAACAGCCUAUCAGACGAAAACCAGCAGGUGGAGAACAUGUUGUACCCUAAGCUGAUAGCUGUGAACUCCGCCCACUUUGACUUCCAUGGGUGUAACUUCUCUGAGAAGAACAUGUACGCCCGCGACAGGAGAGAUGGGCAGAGCAAAGAGGGCAGCGGACGCGUGGCCAUGCACAAAGCUAUAGGACUACUACACAGCUAUACGUUGGAGUGUAACUACAACACAGGGAGGACAGUCAACACCAUCCCUCCUGCCUGCCAUGACAACGGACGAGCCACACCUCCUCCCCCUCCAGCAUUCCCCCCCAAAUAUACCCCCGAGAUAUUCGAACAGGUGGGGCGUGCGGUUGCCAUAGCAGCCCUGGACAUGGCUGACUGCAACCCGUGGCCACGUCUCGUCCUUUCAGAACACAGCAGCUUGACCAACCUCCGCGCCUGGACUCUCAAACACGUCCGCAACAGCAAGGGCCUCAACACACACUCUAGUGGGAGCAAGGGAUCACCACCCAAGAGCUUCAGCACGUCUCUGAGUCGUGUUCGUUGUAACAGCCAUAGCAGUAGCAGCCAGACACCGUCCCCUCAGAUACACACCUCUCCUAGCUUCACCUUCGGCUCCACGCACAACAAACACACCAACACACACACCAACACACACACACACACCAACACACACACCAACACACACACACACACCAACACACACACACAACGCGGGGGGAGCAAGACACUCGGACCUGUCAGAGACUCUAAAACUCAGGAGAAGAGACGUCCCCCCCACCACCACCGCUCCGUCCUUCGGUCGUCUCCAAGCAACAGCCACCCCCCCACCCCAGCCCGGCCCCCGCCAUCCCCCACCUCCUCCUCUUCCUCCUCCUCGUCCUCCUCGGUGGCGUCCUGUCCUCUUCCAGGUCUGUACUCCCUCCAGACGCAGAGCCUGUCCGCCUUGCUGCCCUCACUGCCCAGGCCUGGGCUGGUCUCCAAACUGAGCCCCCUGCUCCAGACCGGCCUAGGCUCGCCGCUGGCCUGCCUCAUCUCAGACAACACUACUGCUACUACUACUACUACAGCACAGACUGGUCACAACCAGGACACACUCAUCAUCAUCCAUCACUUAACCACCGUGAAGCUCAUCAUCAUCAUCCAUCACUUAACCACUGUGAAACUCAUCACCAUCCAUCACUUAACCACCAUGAAGCUCAUCACUGUCCAUCACUUAACCACCAUGAAGCUCAUCACCGUCCAUCACUUAACCACCAUGAAGCUCAUCACCGUCCAUCACUUAACCACCAUGAAGCUCAUCAUCAUCCAUCACUUAACCACCAUGAAGCUCAUCAUCAUCCAUCACUUAACCACUGUGAAACUCAUCACCAUCCAUCACUUAACCACCAUGAAGCUCAUCACAGUCCAUCACUUAACCACCAUGAAACUCAUCACCAUCCAUCACUUAACCACCAUGAAGCUCAUCAUCAUCCAUCACUUAACCACCAUGAAGCUCGUCAUCAUCCAUCACUUAACCACCAUGAAACUCAUCAUCAUCCAUCACUUAACCACCAUGAAACUCAUCAUCAUCCAUCACUUAACCACCAUGAAACUCAUCACCAUCCAUCACUUAACCACCAUGAAGCUCAUCAUCAUCCAUCACUUAACCACCAUGAAACUCAUCACCAUCCAUCACUUAACCACCAUGAAGCUCAUCACCAUCAUCCAUCACUUAACCACCAUGAAACUCAUCACUGAUAUGAACACUGGUGAUGUUGCUGUGUACAGCGCAGCAGGAUGUUGUGAAGUGAAGUAUGGUACUGUUGUGGCUGUGGUGUCGGCAGGGUCAGGCUACAGCUGUCCAGACGUGCUGGUGGUGGUGGCGAGGAGAGAGUUCCCUGUCCGGCCGGGACAACGAAACACACAGGCUGCUGGGAGAGAGGGACCUCUGAACAUCCUGUCCUCCAUCAGGUGCACCAGGUGUGAGCUGCAGCCGCGGGCCAGCCGUAUCCCCAUCAGGAGGGUGGAGUCAACCACAGACACGCCCACUGCUGGCCUUAACCCCACCUCCUCUGGCAGCAGGGAAGAGUCAACUACCAUGAAGGUCUGGAGACUGCUGAAACCUGACCUCCGCAGGCAUCUAGGAGUGUUGGAGAAGGAGGUUCCUUCGUUGCAUCUUGUAUCCAGAGCCCUGCUGAAGAACACUGACAGGAGUUCCCUCUACACACAUUCCAGUACUGACGACACCACAGAGCCACAGGUUUGUGAGGAGAAGACAGGGUUCGAGGCUGAGGCAGUGUCUGUGUGUGAAACAGAACCCCUGUGUGGAGAUGCAUGAUAACUACACCUUCCCAACCAGGACAGUGGGGACCAGACUGGCAUGAGAACUACACCUUCCCAACCAGGACAGUGGGGACCAGACUGCCAUGAGAACUACACCUUCCCAACCAGGACGCUGGGGACCAGACUGGCAUGAGAACUACACCUUCCCAACCAGGACAGUGGGGACCAGACUGGCAUGAGAACUACACCUUCCCAACCAGGACAGUGGGGACCAGACUGGCAUGAGAACUACACCUUCCCAACCAGGACAGUGGGGACCAGACUGGCAUGAUAACUACACCUUCCCAACCAGGACAGUGGGGACCAGACUGGCAUGAGAACUACACCUUCCCAACCAGGACAGUGGGGACCAGACUGGCAUGAGAACUACACCUUCCCAACCAGGACAGUAGGGACCAGACUGGCAUGAGAACUACACCUUCCCAACCAGGACAGUGGGGACCAGACUGCCAUGAGAACUACACCUUCCCAACCAGGACAGUGGGGACCAGACUGGCAUGAGAACUACACCUUCCCAACCAGGACAGUGGGGACCAGACUGGCAUGAGAACUACACCUUCCCAACCAGGACAGUGGGGACCAGACUGGCAUGAGAACUACACCUUCCCAACCAGGACAGUGGGGACCAGACUGGCAUGAGAACUACACCUUCCCAACCAGGACAGUGGGGACCAGACUGGCAUGAGAACUACACCUUCCCAACCAGGACAGUGGGGACCAGACUGGCAUGAGAACUACACCUUCCCAACCAGGACAGUGGGGACCAGACUGGCAUGAGAACUACACCUUCCCAACCAGGACAGUGGGGACCAGACUGGCAUGAGAACUACACCUUCCCAACCAGGACAGUAGGGACCAGACUGGCAUGAGAACUAUACCUUCCCAACCAGGACAGUGGGGACCAGCCUGGCAUGAGAACUACACCUUCCCAACCAGGACAGUGGGGACCAGACUGGCAUGAGAACUACACCUUCCCAACCAGGACAGCAGGGACCAGACUGGCAUGAGAACUAUACCUUCCCAACCAGGACAGUGGGGACCAGCCUGGCAUGAGAACUACACCUUCCCAACCAGGACAGUGGGGACCAGACUGGCAUGAGAACUACACCUUCCCAACCAGGACAGUGGGGACCAGACUGGCAUGAGAACUACACCUUCCCAACCAGGACAGUGGGGACCAGACUGGCAUGAGAACUACACCUUCCCAACCAGGUCAGUGGGGACCAGACUGGCAUGAGAACUACACCUUCCCAACCAGGACAGUGGGGACCAGACUGGCAUGAGAACUACACCUUCCCAACCAGGACAGUGGGGACCAGACUGGCAUGAGAACUACACUUCCCAACCAGGACAGUGGGGACCAGACUGGCAUGAGAACUACACCUUCCCAACCAGGACAGUAGGGACCAGACUGGCAUGAGAACUAUACCUUCCCAACCAGGACAGUGGGGACCAGCCUGGCAUGAGAACUACACCUUCCCAACCAGGACAGUGGGGACCAGACUGGCAUGAGAACUACACCUUCCCAACCAGGACAGUGGGGACCAGACUGGCAUGAGAACUACACCUUCCCAACCAGGACAGUAGGGACCAGACUGGCAUGAGAACUAUACCUUCCCAACCAGGACAGUGGGGACCAGCCUGGCAUGAGAACUACACCUUCCCAACCAGGACAGUGGGGACCAGACUGGCAUGAGAACUACACCUUCCCAACCAGGACAGUAGGGACCAGACUGGCAUGAGAACUACACCUUCCCAACCAGGACAGUGGGGACCAGACUGGCAUGAGAACUACACCUUCCCAACCAGGACAGUGGGGACCAGACUGGCAUGAGAACUACACCUUCCCAACCAGGACAGUGGGGACCAGACUGGCAUGAGAACUACACCUUCCCAACCAGGACAGUAGGGACCAGACUGGCAUGAGAACUAUACCUUCCCAACCAGGACAGUGGGGACCAGCCUGGCAUGAGAACUACACCUUCCCAACCAGGACAGUGGGGACCAGACUGGCAUGAGAACUACACCUUCCCAACCAGGACAGUGGGGACCAGACUGGCAUGAGAACUACACCUUCCCAACCAGGACAGUGGGGACCAGACUGGCAUGAGAACUACACCUUCCCAACCAGGACAGUGGGGACCAGACCAUACCCUCAGAGAGACCAGGCACCUGUUAGACUAUUCUAUUGCAUAUUUUUACCUGUAUGAUUCUUAUACGUGUGUGUGUUGAAAUACUGCAGUGUAUAUUGUGUAAUGUAUAGCUUGUAGUUAGCUGCUCUAAGUUCCUCUACAUGACCUGUAAAGUAUAAUAAUAUAUCAUGUAUUUAAUGAUCAUAGGAAAGUCUGCCUUCCCCUCUCUCACAGCAUUCCUAUUAAGGCUCCCCUAUAUAGUUGAUUACUUUGGAGCAUGGCCCAUAGGGGUCUAUAUAGAAAAUACGGUGCCAUUUGGGACCAACACUAUGAUACUGAGAUUACAGCAGAGUGGUGUGUAAUGAUACUAGUGUUUCUCUCUCUCUAUGUGUGUGUAGGGUGUAGGGUGUAUGGUGUAGGGUGUAUGGUGUAGGGUGUAU